GGUAGGGAGGGCAUCUUCGAGGCGUUGAGCAGCGUCGCGGCGCCUGUAGCUUUUAGGACACCGUGAACCUCUGAACGCCUUCGGCAAUCUACAGAUCCUUGUUUCUUAUUCUUGUGAGAGGAAGAAAAAAAAGCCGCCACCAUGGACGCGAUCAAGAAGAAGAUGCAAGCGAUGAAGCUUGAAAAAGACAAUGCCGCCGACAAAGCCGACGCGAUGGAAGGCCAGGCCAAGGACGCAAACAUGCGCGCCGAGAAGGUCAAUGAAGAAGUUCGUGACCUCCAGAAGAAGCUCACCCAAAUCGAGAACGACCUCACCACCAACAAGAACGGUUUGGAACAGGCCAACAAAGACUUGGAAGAGAAAGAGAAGGUCUUGACCAACAAGGAGGCCGAAUGCGCCAGCUUGAACCGCAAAGUCCAGGUCAUUGAGGAGGAUUUGGAACGUUCUGAAGAGCGUUUGGGUACCGCUACCACCAAGCUGGCCGAAGCUUCACAGGCCGCUGACGAGAGCUCACGUAUGUGCAAGGUAUUGGAAAACCGUUCUCAACAGGAUGAAGAACGUAUGGACCAACUCACUAACCAAUUGAAGGAAGCCCGUAUGCUCGCUGAAGAUGCCGACAACAAAUCUGAUGAAGUUUCCCGCAAACUUGCCUUCGUUGAAGACGAGCUCGAAGUAGCUGAAGACCGUGUCAAAGGUGGAGAUGCCAAGAUCAUGGAGUUGGAAGAAGAAUUGAAAGUAGUAGGUAACUCCCUCAAAUCUUUGGAAGUAUCCGAAGAAAAGGCCAACCAAAGAGUGGAAGAAUUCAAGAAACAACUCAAGACUUUGACCGUCAAACUAAAGGAAGCAGAAGCUCGUGCAGAGUUCGCCGAAAAGACCGUCAAGAAGUUGCAGAAGGAAGUCGACAGGCUUGAAGGUAAAAAAGAGAGACAAGUUUUAUUUUUGGCAAAAUGCUUUUUACACUUUGAAGUGUCUCAAAAGUGUUUAAAAGUAGAUUUAACAUUUUUGAGACAUAAACGUAAUGAAAGUGGUACUGUAAUAUAGGCAACCCAGAUACUCUUGCUGAGUACUGUACUGCCUAUAUUUAAAGCAGUUCUAGGUAUAUUUUGCAGCUUUUUUAUUAUUUUGCUUGCUUUUUCAGAUUCCGUUCUGCGCGAAAAGAACAAAUACUUUGCCAUUGUUACUGAUAUUGACAAGACAUUCGUUGAAAUGUCCUCACAACAAAAGAAAUAAACAUAAUUUACAUUACAUUACACAUAAAAAUUACACAAUUGCAUAAAAAUUUAGUACAUUUACUAGUAGUUACGGGUACGUGGUAAUGUGUUAAGGUGUUUCCAUUUAUUAUACUCGUAUAAGAUGUUUCCAAAGUUCUCAUACACUGUUUUAUAAAUUAAAAUCUUAAAUAAAAUAUUUCGGAUACAUUUCCAAAUAACUAAUUACUUCAGAAUUUUCUCAGCGAAAUAUAACACAGAAUACAUUCGCCUUUUGUGUAUAUUUUCUUAUCUGAAAAACAGUUUUAUACCCGAAGGUGUACUUUCAAGAAAUACGCGUGUUUUUCUGUAAUAGGAAAGACUGAGCUCACAGGUGAAAUGUCUGUAAUAAACGGAAUUUGUUUUCAAAGAAAUAUCUUAAAAAAAAUGGACCUAAUAAAUAUAACAAGACCAAUAGCGACUCUUUUGGAAUAAGCUUAGCAACAUAAAGGACGAAUUAAGGACAUAAAUGAGUAAUUUUAAAAUUUCAUUAUUGCUUUCUUAAAAAUAAAGUAUUUUUCUGGAAUGCGUUAAGAUCAAGGUUCUUUAUUUAAUGGGUUUAGAUAUUAACACAUUACCACAAAACUAGAUAGUACCUAAAUGACUUCCUUAAUUAAUUAUCGUUCAGUAGCAAAACGUUUUAUAUUAUGAUAUUCUGGUGGAUAUGUACUUUUUAGGUUAAUCUUUUAUUUAUUAGUAACAUUUAACACAAAAUACCACACUUUUUACUUCCCUGCUUACGCAACUAACUUAUAUUUUGCUUACUGCCGCUGUGGAUUGCUUAUAUUGAGAUGAACUUGGAAUCAACAAGGACAGAUACAAGUCCCUCGCCGACGAAAUGGACUCAACCUUCGCCGAAUUGGCCGGUUAUUAAGUCCAGCAAGUCCAUUUUUAAUAUCUAUCACACAAUCACAUCCAUGUAAUCCCUGGAGAAAAUUUAAAAAGUCCAUGACGUAUUCCAUCAAAAAUCGUGGUCCUUUCAAAAUACUUAUACAAUGAUGUAUUUAUUUAUAUAUUAUUUAAUUUAUUUUUAAAACUAAACAUUUUACCAUUUUGUUGUCUGUCGGAUAUAAAAUAUAUAUUGUGAAUAUUUUUAGUGUUGAUAUAUUUUAAUUUACUGCCCUAACGCCUGAGUCACGUAUGUACAGCUUUAUGUUACGCCUAGAUAGCACUUGGUAAAGAAUUUGUUUAAUAAAUAUUAUCACUAA
Molecule: messenger RNA, 2455 nt
Organism: Brassicogethes aeneus
Lineage: Eukaryota; Metazoa; Arthropoda; Insecta; Coleoptera; Nitidulidae
Source: the annotation of a GenBank genome assembly